CAAUAAAUAUGAUAAUUUUACAAAUAAAAACAAAAAGGAAAAAUUCUACAACAACCGUAAUCACAAUAACAAGGAGGAAGAGAGAGUGAAAAUCACAGAGACGAAAAGAUCGUCUUCUGAAUCGAAACAAGGUGUUCAGGUUGAAAUUUUAGAGUAAUAUACUUGCAAUCAUGAGAUUUAAGAAAGGGAAUAAGGUGGAAGUGUUAAGCAAAGUUGAGGUGCCGUGUGGCUCCUGGCUAUAUGCAGAGAUCAUUUGUGGUAAUGGCCACCACUAUACUGUGAAAUAUGAUGGAUAUGAAAGUGAUGCUGGUGAGGCAAUUGUGGAACAGGUGUCCAGGAAAGACAUAAGGCCGUGUCCGCCUGCACUUGAACUCACAGAUAAUUGGAAUUCAGGUGAUGUUGUAGAGGUCUUCCAGAAUUUCUCAUGGAAGAUGGCUACAGUUUUGAAGGUUUUUGGGAAAAACCACAUUUUGGUCAGGCUACUUGGAUCUUCUUUGGAAUUUCAAGUGAGCAAAUUUGACAUUCGGGUGAGACAGUCUUGGCAAGAUGACAAGUGGAUUAUAGUUGGAAAGGGUUCUUCCAGCCAUGAAAACAGAAAACGUUCUAGCGCCCAACUUCAGAAGAUGUAUACAAAGACAAAACUGUCAGGUUCCGCUUACUAUCGUCCUGAAAAGAAAAAACUGAGUAUUCUGGAAUCCAAACUCGUUUCUUUUAAAACAUUGAAACGAGGAAGCAAUUCACAAGUUGACGCAUAUGCUAAGCCUCCCCCAAAGUUUAGAGCACGUGAAAAUGAAGGCAGAUGUCACAGAGCAAGACUUAGAAAUCCACCCACACCACUCAAACAGGUACAGGGUGUCAGUUUUCCAAGAGAAGUGAUCGCUGAAGAAUGCAUACCUGCUUCUGUAAACAACAGAAAAACUGGGAUUUCUAAUAUGGUUGACAUGGAGAGGAGGAAACAGACAGGAGAAAACUUAGAAUCAAAUCAUGCUUAUAGUGUUACAUGCUCUGUUGGUAGUUGUAGUAUCACUAGCAGGAAUUCCUAUAAAUCGCAAUUUCCUGUAUAUGCAGGUCCUUUUGAUGAUGUAGACAGUUCAUUUAGUGAUGCUGAGUCUGUCUGCCAGAGGAGUGAUGAGGAAGGGAAUUGUUCCCCUCCUACACAAGAGGAAUUGGCGGCAGAAAUUCAUAGGGCUGAGAAGGAGGCAUAUAGGUGUUGCUUCCAGAUUUCUACAGAUUCUUUCUUGCUCUAGACAAGGGAUGGCUUUUCUAGUGUGGCCCUUGAUAAGCCAACACAUCCAUAGGUUUGUGGAGUUCUCGCAUUCUUCCAUUUCAGGCCACCUGUGAGCCUCAGAUAUCUGUUUUGCGGAGGAAUGCAUGCUCAGAGUCUUGUAGCUACAAUAUGGUGACUUGAUAUGUGAAUGUCUAAUUGAUAAUUUCACCUUAUUAGCUUAUUCAAUUGUGAUAUCUUCUGCAUGCUGAUGCAUGGCUCACUAUCAAUGUGUUGCUAAUGAAAUGAUCACUGAUAUUUUCUUUGCACACAUACAAAGGUUGUUUACAUGUCAAAGCCUAGCUAAUGGUAAAAAUGUUGAAUGUCCAACUUUGGAAUGUUAAUUUAAUUAUAACUAGAGGGUAGAAGAAGCUUGCACUAGGUAUGAAUUUAAUUGGCCAUUUUCUGUAUAACUGAACAACUGAUGACCACAUAUAUUAACUAAUUAACUAAUAGUAACAUCAUUAAGCUGCCUGAAUGCUUAAAGAAGCAUCUGUUUUUCAGACAAUUUUAACAGAACCUUAGAACCCAAUGCAGUAGACAUUGCAGCUGAAAAGACUUUAGUUUCUGAUGAGGAUACCUAACUAUGGAAAGUAUUCACUUUCUUCCAAACUAUUAGCAACACCUCAUGCUAGUUUACAAUUUGUGAUAUUUAUUGAUUGAUUGGAUUAACCUUUCAGAUCAUCCAGUACCUGCCAUGACUGCUUUGAACAAUGCUGUUCCAGUACUUGUGCAUUUACUACUUUACAAGUUACGUGAACAUUGUUUUCAAUUUUAUGGUUGUAAGCUUACACAUGAAAGUUGUCAUUGCUUUGUGGCUAGUGAAUCAAUGCUCAGCAAUGAUCAAUAGCACAAGGUCCAAAUGGCUCUUGGAAGAACAUGGCCACAUUAAAGCCGAAAUGACACAAGAGCUGGAGACCUUGGAUAUCAGUUUUGGAUGGCCAAAUAUCUUUCAGUUGGUCAAAGAUAUGUGCGUGUUCUGUGAAACUUUUUGGCUUCAGUCUGAUGUUUAAUCGAUGUGGAAUCCGGUGCUCAUUUGAAGCAUGUUCCUCGCAUGUCAAAACCCUGGUCUUGAAAAGCUGAAUAGCUUGCUUAACUUAUGAUUUUUUUUCCCUUCCAUUGUUAGUACAUGUUUAGUUUGACAUUUACGACCUUUAAACCCUGGGCUAGUCUGUUUCAUUUCACUCAUUUUAUCAAAAUCUCUUAAUUAUCUGGUGCAAUAUGUGAAAGUUUGUGUAAAUGGCACAGCUUAGCCUGACUAAACUUUUGAUAAUCAAGGUCUUAUAAACUUUUAUGCCUCA
Molecule: messenger RNA, 2565 nt
Organism: Glycine soja
Lineage: Eukaryota; Viridiplantae; Streptophyta; Magnoliopsida; Fabales; Fabaceae
Exons: 5
Coding region: 171-1247 (358 amino acids)
Source: RefSeq, a predicted model, not a curated record